Rubroshorea leprosula is the source of this 280-nucleotide messenger RNA. The record is from the annotation of a GenBank genome assembly. NCBI's taxonomy places the organism in Eukaryota, Viridiplantae, Streptophyta, Magnoliopsida, Malvales, Dipterocarpaceae.
AUACAAUUCUCUGUUCUCUACUAAUUGCCUUAGCUCAAUUCAAUAUUCAAGAAAAAAAAAAAGGUUUCAGUAAAUGGGUGAGUAUUCGACAAAAAAGGAGAAAGCUAAGCCCACCUAUGCCGGCAAUGGAGAUAAAAAAAAAGCUGACAAGAAGAAGAAACCUGAGGAGAAAAAUGAAGGGAAGAAAGCAGCAGGUGAAAAGAAGGAAAAACAUGGUGGAAAGAGAGGAAAGAGGGGAAUUUUUGUGGGAUUUGUGGGAGUUAAGCUUUAGCUCCAAAUU